This is a messenger RNA of Loa loa (African eye worm), 1791 nucleotides long. RefSeq names its product calreticulin family protein. The transcript is spliced from 11 exons. Gene Ontology annotation, molecular function: calcium ion binding. The coding region runs from base 1 to 1791 and encodes 596 amino acids. Lineage: Eukaryota; Metazoa; Nematoda; Chromadorea; Rhabditida; Onchocercidae. The record is from RefSeq and is a predicted model, not a curated record. Gene Ontology annotation, biological process: protein folding. Gene Ontology annotation, cellular component: endoplasmic reticulum membrane; endoplasmic reticulum.
AUGUGGCAGCAUUGGUGGUUAUGUUUUAUGCUCGCUGGAUUGUUGCCAACAGCAUGCGUCGUGCAUAGUGAAAAUGGUAACAAUGACAAUCAUCUUGAUGAAAAGCAUAUACUCGAUGAGGAAGAAAAAAAUCCAAGACUUGAAUACAUACCACCUCUAUUUCAAACCCCAACGGUUUCCGGCUCACCUCUACUGGUAGAUUGGUUCUCAAAUCGUAAUGUAAUUGGUAAGAAAUGGAUCAUAUCAAAGGGCAAAAAGGACAAUGUAGAAGAUUCGAUAGCCAAAUUCAAUGGUCAAUGGGAAAUAGGCGCUCCCUCAACAGUUGUGAUUGACAGUGAUUUCGGAUUGAUUGUGAAAACCAAAGCACGACAUCAUGCAAUUGCUGCAAAAUUCAAUCGUCCAUUUAAAUUUGAUGGCAAACCUUUAGUUGUACAGUACGAAGUAAAAUAUGAGGAGGGACAGGAGUGUGGUGGUGGCUAUGUGAAAUUAUUAACAGAGGGUAUAGAAGUGCUAGAAGAAUUUACAGAUAAAACACCAUAUACAAUAAUGUUUGGACCUGAUAAAUGUGGUGCCAAAUCCAGUAUCUUAUUCAUUGUGCGCUUCAGAAAUCCUAUAAAUGGCACUAUCUCCGAGCACCAUGCGAAACAGCCAUCCAAAUCAGUUUCAACGUAUUUUGACGAUCACAAAACCCAUUUGUACACUCUGAUUGUUCGUCCAGAUGAAACGUUUACUGUGUUGGUUGAUGAAAGCAAAAUUAUGUUUGGUAGCUUGAUUACUGAUCUCGAGCCGUCGAUUACCCCUCCAGCUGUAAUUGAUGAUCCUACAGACAAGAAACCUGAAACUUGGGAUGAACGCGAAAAAAUCGAUGAUCCAGAUGCUAAAAAACCUGACGACUGGGAUGAAAAUGCUCCUCGGAAAAUUGAAGAUGCAAAUGCUGUAAUGCCUGAUGACUGGCUUGAAGAGGAGGAGGCGUUAAUUCCAGAUCCGGAGGCAAAGAAGCCAUCCGACUGGGAUGAUAGCAUGGAUGGUGAAUGGGAAGCGCCGAGAGUUGAUAACCCGAAAUGUAAAGAUCGGAGUGGUUGCGGUAAAUGGACAAAACCACUGAUCGAUAACCCAAAUUACAAAGGGAAAUGGAAACCGCCGCGUAUUGCAAAUCCUAGUUAUAAAGGGAAGUGGAAGCCAAAGCAAAUCGAGAAUCCGAAUUAUUUCGAACCUCAUCCAUACUCUCAAUUACAACCUGUCACAGCGUUUGGGAUUGAACUUUGGACAAUGAGUGCAAACAUAAUCUUUGAUAACAUUUAUGUUGGAGAUGAUGAAAAUGCUGCUUCCAGUUUUGCCAAGCAAACCUUCAAAGUCAAACUUGCUCAGGAGGCUGCUUACGAAAGCGCAUCCUCUCCUGGUCAAGGAAUAUUUAGUAAAAUUUUGUCAGCGACCGAGGAACGGCCGUGGUUGUGGGUUAUUUAUGUGCUAUCCAUUCUUAUACCAGUGAUCAUAAUAGCCGUUAUUUGCUUUGGACGCAAAACUCGCUCAGUUACGCUGGAUUAUAAAAAAACUGAUGAAUCGCAUCCUGACGAUGAAGUACCGGACCUUGUCGGAGACGAUGAUGAAUCUGUGGAGCGCAGUUCGCAGGAACCUGAAGCACAUAAUAAUGCAAAAGAAAAGAAACGGACCCCUUCUCGAUCACCAGAUCGUUCACAUAUGGAAAAGGAAGCGUCAUCGAGUGAAGAAAUCAGAAAUGAAGAUUACAGCUCUUCGAAAGUGAGGCGUGUGCGUCAAAGGAAACAGGAUUAG